GAGUUGGUUUUCAGUGCGACAGGAAACGCAAAUAUGAAGAAGAAGAUUGCUCGCACUGGACGCACACUAAACCUUACUUUUCACUUUUAAAUCUUACACCAGAAGUAAAGUUAGGACGAGCUUACGAGCACUUAAAUGCAGCAUAAAUGAUAUGAGAGGUCGGUGACUUCCAGACAGACGCAGAUAUUUUGUUUCCUGCUGGUGUGAAGACGGAGCGGCUGACUGACUCAACAUGACAACGCCGGUGUCUGUGCUUCGCCUGCCCAGAGGACCCGACCCCAACAGCCGAGGAUUUGACCCCAGUUCACCUCGCUUCAUCGCCCUCUGUGCCGCCUCCAUCCCCACCUCCGCUGCGUCGGCGGCGGACCCUGCCCGGCUGCAGGAGGAGCAGCGGGCUCGCUCCGUGCUGAGAGAAAGCUUCCUCAGAUGUCUCCUAUCCAUGUCGAACAAGAGGGUUCAGUUCCACAUGUACGAGAAGGUGAAGGUGGAGGCCACGUUUGGAGCGUCUGACAUCGACGUGCUGAACUUUCAGGUGUCCGACCUGCAGACUCCCAUCGGGGUGCAGAAAGAGGCGCUGAUCCGCUGUCAGGACGUGAUUUCAUACUGUUUUGAAGUGUGAGCGCCUGAGCCUUGUGUUCACUGUUUAAAAUGAAAAAAUGUCAUUCGGUGUAAAAUGACUCGUUUGUUUUGCCUGAAGUGGCUGCUCUGCUUUCGGUGUUCAUGGUUAUGAAGUUGGCUCUGUUUUGAUGGGGCAAACAUGGCCUGCAUUAAGUAUAGUUGACUUGAUCAUGUUGCCAUGUGUGACUGCACUGGAAAAACAAACCCUGGCACGCAGUCCCCUUUUCCCAGCACUAGAGGGAGUUGUAUACCUUGUUCAUCUAUUUCAGGAGUAAUGUGAAAGCCUCAUGUGCUGUUAACUGAGGCUUAAACCAUUUGACCUCAAGGCCACCAGCACUGCUGCCUCCCUGUGAAACGUGUCAAAUGGGGCUGGCAAACAAAAUCAGCUCGAAUUCUGGUAAUGAAAUUAUUGGUGUUUCUCUCGCAUUUAAUUAUUUACCUGAGGCAAAUUAAAUGUUGUAUUUUUUUCUUUUGAAUAAAAUAUUUUUUGUAUUUGAAAAUUAAUUGUGGAUUUAGUCUGGAUAACUUUAAAAAAAAAAAAAAUCAUUUCUGAGCAUUUGGUCACCAAAAUAAAUUUCCCAGAGUCAUUCUUGAUUAAGCAAC
Messenger RNA from Myripristis murdjan (pinecone soldierfish), 1221 nucleotides. It is a transcript of the gene gemin7, whose product is annotated as gem (nuclear organelle) associated protein 7. The transcript has 2 exons. NCBI's taxonomy places the organism in Eukaryota, Metazoa, Chordata, Actinopteri, Holocentriformes, Holocentridae. The record is from RefSeq and is a predicted model, not a curated record. Bases 233 to 619 code for a protein of 128 amino acids. Gene Ontology annotation, biological process: spliceosomal snRNP assembly. Gene Ontology annotation, cellular component: SMN-Sm protein complex.